CCGCCCACACUCUACCUACGCUCUGCGCCGUCUGUGUCCGGCGAAGCCCGGCCGGCCGGCCGUUGGUAUCGGACAACGUUUGUUAGUUCCGAGCGGGACGGCAAGGGCUUGCGGAUCCGCAUUUGAGUCGCACGUGGGAAUUUCCAAGGGCACCCCAGCAUAUGCGCUCCGAAUAAGAGCGUCGCCUAACUACCGUAACAUACUCAUCUCGCCGAGGGGGGGUUCGAGGACGCAAGACACCAGGUUAUGAAGUGAAAGCGUAGCCGCUUUGAUCAAAUGAGAGCAUCCAAGCCAACUCCUCCUCCACUGCAGCCGAAACCCGCGGGUUUAGAGACCGCUCCAACAACCCUCCGCAAUGCGUCACAUCCAGAUCCCGCGGGUUCAGCAUCAAGUCCGGUGCAUUCGCAGAUGCCAGCAACAUCCCAAGAUGCAUCUUGAGCAGCUAUAAAGAUGAGCGGCCGCUCCAUUCUUUUUGUGUUGAUACAGUCAGAGAAACAUUCAACACAACACAUCAACGCUUAAGAGUAUUCUAGCAACUCACUCGGAUCCGCCUUGGAAGAUCUUAGAUUUAUAGACAAAUUCUCCCCACACCAGAGCUCAUCCUAGUUCAAGAUGCCCGGUACAAUCAGCGUACUCCAGCAAUUCUUUUGCCCAGGGAAACCCAAGUUUACAGACCAAGACGUCCCAGACUUACAGGGCAAGAUCAUCGUCGUCACCGGGUCCAACACCGGCCUCGGCAAGGAGGUGGCCCGCAUCGUCUACUCCAGAAACGCCACCGUCUACAUGAUGGCGCGCUCCGAGGACAAGACCCGGGCGGCCAUGGACAGCGUCCGCGCCGACGCCCCCGACUCGCGCGGCGAGCUGCACUUCAUCCCCCUCGACCUGUCCGACCUGGCGAGCGUCCGGGCCGCCGCGGACGCCUUCUCGCGUAGGGAGCGGGUUCUCCACCUCUUGUUCAACAAUGCGGGCGUCGGCUACCCGGAAAGGGGCGCGACGACGGCGCAGGGCCACGAGCUGCAGCUGGGCGUCAACUGCAUCGGCCCUUUUGCCCUGACGAAGCUGCUCACGCCGCGCCUCCUCGCCGCCGCCGCCACCUCCGCGGACAAGAACAGCGUGCGCGUCGUCUGGGUCUCAUCCUCGGCCGCAGAGGGUGUCAACCUGGCAGACUUCAUGGAGAGCCUGUCCCGGAUCGGAUCGCUCGGCCAGCUGGAUCAGUACAGCCUCAGCAAGCUGGGCAACUACUUGCAUGCCGCCGAGUACGCGAACCGCCACAGGGCCGACGGCGUGCUGUCCGUGUCGCUGAACCCCGGCGCGCUCGACUCGGAGUUUUGGCGCACCCAGGGCAGCCUCACGACGUGGUUGCUGCGCCGCACGCUGCUGUAUCCGCCCAUCUACGGCGCGUACACCAGCCUCUUCGCGGGCUUCUCGCCCGAGGUGACGGCGGACAAGUCUGGAAGCUACAGUGAGUUCAUGUUGCCUCGCCCCUCCAUGUUCCCGCCUCGGCUCCGGCAAGAACUUGAAGAAGAUGUGAAAAACUGACCUGGCGCAGUCGCUCCCUGGGGCCAGUUGUGGAAAGUGUCCAAGGACAUGCUCGAUGCGGCCAAGACAAAGUCUGAAGGCGGCAGCGGAGCUGCCCGGGACUUUUGGCAGUGGUGUGAGGAGCAGGUCGAGGCUUACGUCUGACAAUGUUGGCGAUUCUUUUUGAUUCUCAUUGGUGCUUUAUCUUUGGGAGGUGGUGACAUGGCGUUGUGUUGCCCAUUGCUUCGUGUUGCCGGCUGCAACAUUGUAAAGUUUUCAGCUAUAGAAUGGCGUUAUGUCAUAUUUCGGUUGCGUUGGGGUUUGAAGCUUUC
This is a messenger RNA of Purpureocillium takamizusanense, 1850 nucleotides long. RefSeq names its product Protochlorophyllide reductase (gene RDH1). NCBI's taxonomy places the organism in Eukaryota, Fungi, Ascomycota, Sordariomycetes, Hypocreales, Ophiocordycipitaceae. The record is from RefSeq and is a predicted model, not a curated record. Bases 613 to 1539 code for a protein of 308 amino acids. The transcript is spliced from 3 exons.